AUGAGUGAAUGUAGUUCGCCUUAUUUACCAGCAUCAGCGUCAUCAGUGCUGCUGGUGCACCUGGGUGCGGUGGGUGCACUGGCGAGCGGCGCGGCGCUGGGUGCAGGCGGCGGCACCUGCGUGUGCGGCGCACUGCUGCACGCGCUGCACCCGCUGCAGCUGUGGACCGUGUGCGGCCUGCACGCGGACCGCGCCGCUGCCAUCGCCGCACCGCUGCACUACGCCGCCAUGGUCUCCGCCAAGAAGCUGUCGCACGCGCCACACCCGCUGCAGCUGUGGACCGUGUGCGGUCUGCACGCGGACCGCGCCGCUGCCAUCGCCGCACCGCUGCACUACGCCGCCAUGGUCUCCGCCAAGAAGGUGAUAAUCAGCGUCGUGACUGGUUGGGUCGCGCUUGCAGCUCUUCUAGCACCUUUGGCGGUCGCCCACCCGCCGCUGAUCUACAGCAUCGGCAUCGGCGGCUGCGCGCCGGACUGCGGCGCGGGCCCCACUGCGUUAGGAUUCUGCCUCGUUUAUGCAUUUCUAACUCUUUUGCUACCCACGGUAUUGGUUCUUCUCUGCAGCCUGAAAAUACUCCGAAUAGCCCGCUACCACCGACACAGAAUAGCAGCUGCGAUAUACGAAGUAACCUUGUCCGCACAGGUCACUGUCACUCAUCAACGCAAUCCCUUUUCCACUCCACCUCCUCCGCGUCGAAAAGCAUUGUCAGCUAUCCUACAACCUCUAGGAACUUUGGCGAUAUUAUACUUUCCUUACUACUGCAUAUUAAUAUGGCCUGCGAUCGCGGUACCGCCACAGCCUCUUGCCGCUUUGUCCGCGGCACUUUUGGCUGCAGCUCCACCGGUCAACGGCAUCCUGUACGGAGUUCGAAGUAGAGCGUUGAGGGAUGCGCUACGUAACUAUCGGCGAAAACGAAUGACAAAAAGCGAGGUGACGCAGGAGAUUCAAGCGCGAACACCGAGCGCUUGCGGCUCUCGACGACCAUCUCUGUCAGCUGGUUCGGGCUGCAUUAGACCACCUACAACUCGUCGCUUGUCCGAUGCCGCGGCCAUGGGUUCGCGGGGCUCCGAGCGACCAGCACAGCGCGCGGCGUCUUGCAACAUGUUGCAGGAACCCUUGGAAAUCGAUGCGCCUAAAGUUAGGCAAUCCGCGAUCCCUUUAAUAAGAGCGCCGCCGCAUGUUGUACUUGGUCGCGCGCUCGGUCUCGAAGAAGGCGUCCCUAGAGAGCGUAGACGACGGCAAUCACCACGCAUCACUGUCACUAGAGCGAUGUCGGAUGAAUGCGAAUCGCCGUCGCGUCGCCCGCUCUGUAGACAGCACUCGCGAUCUAGCGGAGCUCUCUUAGGGACGAUGUCCUGUUCUCGUGCGCUGUCAGAAAACAUAUCCGUGGACAACACUGCUGACGAACAGCUGUUAUUAUCUUGGCCGCAACGCGCUAAUGUCAAGCAGGAGAUUUUGUAGAGUCAUUUUUAUAUGUGUAUAUCUUGGUAUGUUUUAUGUGUAAAAGACAAUAACUGUGCGCGUGGUUCAGUCGAGUGUUGCUGUUUUAGAUUGUUUUGUAAAAGCUUUCUACUGAUCUGUGUCACAGCGACCGUUUGGUUUAAAGUUGAACUAUGUAGUAAUAUAUAUCAAUUAUUUUAUAUUUACAAUUUUGAAAUUUUUAGAGAUAAGAGGACCUCUUUAUUUAUUCUGCUUGUAAAAUUGAAAAUAUAGCCUAGUGACUAUUGAAUGUUUAGUUGAAUUUUAAUUGAAAAAGUGUACGAUUGAAAAGUAAUGUACCACUUUACCCUUCCUAUUUUAAAUGACCAUCGUGUCAAAAACGCCUCUCUUAUGUUGUCGACUGUCGGACACAUCAAUAAUUCACGUCAAAGCUUUUGCAUAGUAUCAAGAAAAAUGUUUGCAAUAUAAAUAUUUAUAAAAAUUAACGACACUUGAAAAUAAAGAAAGAGUAUCAAGACGUAAUCUAAGUCGCGUAUCUACUGUUUUGAGCGAUUUUCAUUUCUCAUUUUGAGUUCAAAAAUGAAUAAUUUUAUGAGUAUCGUGUUACGACUAUAUACUAUUCGCCUAG
Messenger RNA from Bicyclus anynana (squinting bush brown), 2068 nucleotides. RefSeq lists its product as uncharacterized. The transcript has 4 exons. Gene Ontology annotation, biological process: G protein-coupled receptor signaling pathway. Gene Ontology annotation, molecular function: G protein-coupled receptor activity. NCBI's taxonomy places the organism in Eukaryota, Metazoa, Arthropoda, Insecta, Lepidoptera, Nymphalidae. The record is from RefSeq and is a predicted model, not a curated record. Gene Ontology annotation, cellular component: membrane. The coding region runs from base 1 to 1461 and encodes 486 amino acids.